Pangasianodon hypophthalmus (striped catfish) is the source of this 5143-nucleotide messenger RNA. RefSeq names its product PDZ and LIM domain 7 (gene pdlim7). Gene Ontology annotation, molecular function: actin binding; muscle alpha-actinin binding. Bases 307 to 1593 code for a protein of 428 amino acids. The transcript is spliced from 11 exons. Gene Ontology annotation, cellular component: stress fiber; filamentous actin; Z disc. The record is from RefSeq and is a predicted model, not a curated record. NCBI's taxonomy places the organism in Eukaryota, Metazoa, Chordata, Actinopteri, Siluriformes, Pangasiidae. Gene Ontology annotation, biological process: actin cytoskeleton organization; heart development; muscle structure development.
CUCUCUCUGUCUCUCUGCGUGACUCAUGUGGGUGUUGGGCUGAAAUAGUUUGGUGUAGUUUUACAUUCCUUAUAUAGCCCGUGGAGAGGGGACGAGACGUAAAGCCUCACCCCCGACACAAGGCCGAAGAGUCGGAGGGUCGCACUCGUUUCCAGAACCAGCGUUCCUCGUACUUUUCUUGGCUUUCCAGUGGCUGAUUUGGCCCUUUCUGCGAGGUACGUGCACACUGUUGACUCAGACAGAUGGUGGAGUGGAUCGGACGCAGGGGCGAAGGGUCUCGUAAUUCAUUCUGCGAGAGAGAGAGCCAUGAACGUUUACAGCGUGACGCUCAGCGGGCCGGCGCCGUGGGGUUUCCGACUCCAGGGAGGGAAGGAUUUCAGCAUGCCUCUCACAGUGUCCAGGCUGACUCCUGGAGGAAAGGCAGCUCAGGCCGGAGUCGGCGUGGGAGACAGUGUGGUGUCCAUUGGAGACUCCAACGCUGAGGAGAUGACACACGUUGAGGCACAAAACAAGAUAAGAGCAGCAACUGACUCCCUCAGUCUGACACUCAGCAGAGCUUUCCAGUCUCAAGGUGAACAGAAGGCAUCGCUUGCUACUGCACCCACUCAGCCUAAGUACUCCUUCACGCCCAGCACGACCAUAAACAAGAUGGCGCGGCCUUUCUCUGCCUCUGCUAAUAAAUCCAGCACAGGGCCCGUCAUCAAACCGGUGGCGUACGCUCCCAAGCUUAACACCAACGCAUCUAACGCCAGCACGCCAGUGUCAGGCAGCAUGCCCCCCUCUCAGAACGGCCAUGGAGUGACUCCGUGCCCCAGCAAACCUGCAGCAAAGCCCGAAGGAGCUCGAGCUCCAGCUCAUAAAUCUUCCACCACGUCCGGACCUUCGAGCCGCCCGCCUUGGGUGAUGGACCCGAAUUUUGCCGAACGCUAUCGGCCGGAUAAGACGAGCACGGUGGUGACGCAGCACAGGCAGCCGGCGCAGCCCACACCCGAGCAGAACCGCAGCUCCAUCCUCCAGGCUGCGCAGCAGAACCCGGAGUCCGACUCCGGACGCACGCCGCUCUGCGCCGCAUGCAACAAGAUCAUAAGAGGUCGCUAUGUGGUGGCUCUGGGCCGCUCCUGGCACCCGGAGGAGUUCACGUGCUGUCAGUGCCGAGCCGUGCUCGACGAAGGCGGCUUCUUUGAGGAACAAGGCUCCGUUUAUUGCACCAAAUGCUACGACAAUCGUUACGCCCCCAACUGCGCCAAGUGCAAGAAGAAGAUCGCUGGAGAGAUCAUGCAUGCCCUGAAGAUGACCUACCACGUCCAGUGCUUUGUGUGUGCCGCCUGCAGGAGGCCCAUCAGAAACCAGGCCUUCUACAUGGAAGAGGGCGAGCCUUACUGCGAGAGAGACUAUGAAAAGAUGUUUGGUACUAAAUGUCAUGGCUGUGACUUUAAGAUCGAUGCCGGCGACCGCUUCCUGGAAGCUCUAGGCUACAGCUGGCACGACACGUGCUUCGUCUGUGCGCUUUGCCAUGUCAACCUGGAGGGCAAGACGUUCUACUCGAAGAAGGAUAAGCCUUUGUGUAAAGGUCACGCCUUCUCUCCACUUUGAGGAGCCGAGAUCCAGCGCUCCAGUGGAACACACAACAUGGAGAGAAUCCUAUGGCAAGGGUUAUGAUGGCUCAGAAUUUCUGUGUAGUAAUGGACUGAAGUUUUGGAAUACUGACUUCUGAUGUGUAGUAAAAAACAAAACAAAAAAAACCCCCUUUUUAAAAUAUCUGGUAAUAAUAAGACUGCCGAGAGAAAACCACGAGGUGCUUUUCAAUGGUCUUGAUCUUAUUGUUUUUAAAUAAAUAAAUAGUAGGAAAUGAUGUACGUGGGUUUUCUCCCGACAGAGAUGAUUAGGCCAGUUCUGAGCUGUGUAGCCAGGAAAUGUCAGCCAUUUUGCUUUGGCAGGUAAAGCCUUCACCAUCCCUGCCAGUACAGGUUAGCAUUUCAUCCCUGUCAGUAUUUAUUUAGGAAACAGGCCACUUUUUUCCACACAGGUAAUGAUUAAUCUUGAGAUAAACAGGGAUGCAGGAUCCUUAUUGAUAUUGAAUAGUUACUGGAUAUAGAUGCAAAUUACAGGUCUUGAUAAUGCUAAAUAUGAAUAGGUAAAGCCAUCUUCUGUGUCAUGUUGCCAGUAUGUGCUUAUACAUGCAUGCCUACCACACUUCACUGUUUUUCUCUUUCAGAUUGCUUUAAUUUCACCCCCCCCUUGUUGUUUUUUUUUUGUUUUUUAACAUACACGGGCACUCUCUAGUCAAUCACGCAAUAUCUAAAUCGCAGAUGAACUACACAAGUACGUUAUUCGUCCGAGAACGCGUACUACCUGGUCAAAUUAGGUCUGGAAUACACUUAUCGCAUGUAUAGAAAUAUUAGCCCUAGGUGUGACAUCAUCCUAACGCUACGUCAGUGUAGCCCUGCACGUCCCCAGACAACCCGCAGUCCUCUAUCCCCAUGUGCCGUGGUACUUAAAGUAAUGGCAAACCCGCCGAGGAAGAAAAAUGAGCCUCUGGCAGCCGAACAGCACUGCAUUAGCGCUGAUUGCGAGAGGUUCAUAUUGACCUGAGCGACGAUCUUUACGUGCUUCCCAUACCGAGCAUGCCACGACUGUCUGCUCUAAUCUGACAGGUACCUCUAAUUAACAAAAGGCUUAGGGCCUGCGUGAGCCAAGCUCGUUUUCUGAGCAUGAAUUUACAUGUUUUAACCAAAAGGCUCCUGCUGAUCAAAGAAACAGAUCAACACGAUAUUGCCCCUGUCAAAGAGUAUGUGGUGCUGCCAUGAUCAUAUGAGUUUGGUCAUCACUCACAAUCUUUUAACAUCAGCAUCUCUUGGUGAAGCCAGAUCCUGCUAACACGUGACUGUUUUAGUGUGCAGGCUAGUCAUUAGUGUCAUCGCUGUGGUGCUCUGUCUCAGUCCUAGAGGCCUCCCCUUGGCUCUGGCACCUGAUUCGACUAAUUACAAGGUCAUUAAAGGAAAUCUGCAGCAUUUUUCAAUUUAAUCUCCAUCCACUGCAUCUGUAGUGUGUGAUGAUCACAGACAAGAAUUUCAACACUGUUCCCUAUGCAGAGAAAACAAUUCCACCAUUAAACAAUGGAAAAUAUGCAACUAUACAUCAAGUAUUACAACCGUUACACUCUAAUAAUAAAGAUCUUCGGGUUAAGACAUACAUGGAGGAGGAGGAGCAUCACAGAUAUUUUGUCAGCCAGUAUCUGAUUACAAACUAUUAGCUAAGCUUGGCUCCUUAUUCAACAUGAUCUUUACAGAAAGAUAGCCCAAGCGAGGUGAGAAAGUAAAUACAAAAUCAUUAAAGAUGAGAUAUCAAAUGUAUAUUUUAGACAGAAAAAAUAUUUGGCAAAAAUCUGAUACUUGUGUUUUCUCAUAGGUUUUCCAAAACCAUUACACAUAUAUACAAAAAAAAAUACAUCUUUAAAUUGCGUGUCUUGACAAAAGCAGAAGUCUAAUUCCAUUAUAAAUGAAUUUGGUCAUUUUGUGUAUAGGGAAAUAUUACAAAUUUUGUCUGAUGUACUACAGAUGCACUAGAUGGAGAUUAGGUUUAAAAAAAAUGAUUGUAAAAAGCGUUCGCCCAAACUGGCUGGUGGGCGGGAAAUGGCAUGUGACCAAAUUCUAGAGAAGAUGUACAAGAACCUGCCUUCUGAUAUCACUAAAGCAGUCUCGGCCUUUAAUAUUGGACAGUGCCACUUCCUGUAUAUCCCACUUCUUAUAUAUUCUUUUAUUAGACAGUACCUUCAUUUUGGGAAGCACUUCUGUUCUUUAAACCUGUCGUGGUUACUGCGGGUCUGUUACUCUUCGUCUCUGCGGAUUAUCGAGUGCUUCUCUUACUCUAACACAUCACCUAAAUGAGCUGUUUGAGCUCAUUACAAGCUCUUAAUGAGUCGGCUGAUGUGUAAUUGCAGAAUGGGUUUAGUGCAGAGAAUGUAGAAGCCAGGCUAAAUUCCUCUACCUACACGUGACAUUAGACUAUUAGACUAUUAGACAAUCCAAAAUUAGUUACUGUUUCCAUGUCCAUGCAUUGCAGAGUCCACUGAGAGCGAAUGCAUUUUUUUAAAGCUGUAAAGAAAAACUCCACCCUGAAACACAUGAAAUUUGUUUAGAUUGCAAUAUCUGUGAGGUGUUAAUGAUGUUGACGCCGUAUUUUCAUUAUUCCCGUGACCCUGACGUCACGUUUGUUAUUGCUAGCGCAGUUACAGUGGCAUUCAGUAGAAAAAAUCCUUUCGCCCCUCACUCACCACUUUCCUGCGACGUUAAACCUCAUAUUAUUGAGAACUCUAAUGUAUGAGUGGAGACAUUGGUGCAAACAUUGGCCUCAGCGUUCCAGAAUGCAUUGUGGGUAAUGUAGGAAAUAUGCAUAUGUUGUUCAGGGUGGAUUUUUUUUUUUUUUUUUGGUCAUGUUUUGUCUUAAACCUUUCACCAUAAAGCUGUAACUCUGAUACGUGUAUCCAGAUCUUUAUCCCAUCGUAGUGCAGUUGAAGAUCCUCUGCUAUGUUCUCGUCACGGCAGGACUGGACUAAUGAUCAUAAACGCUGUAGUGUUAUCAGUCUCUGUUCUCUAACCCUCACUAAUCAGCUCAUUCAGGUAAUUACAAGCUAACUCGUGUGUGGAUAAAGAGCUGCUGCUUUUAUAACGCUGUCGUUAGAAAGUCUGGACUCAAAGAUCAUUCAUAGCUGGACAAAUUCUUUAAAUUCUGUCAGUUUUAGUAUUAAUUCAGUUCCCAAAACCCUGUCGCCUUCUUUCUGUGCUCCAGCAGCUGUCGUCCUUCGAGAUUAUAGUUUACAUGCAUGGAUCAGAUGAUUUAAGUGCAGAAUUUCUCCAUCACUCCGUUGCACAUUUGUCUGUUUUGUCAGUGCCUCUUUUUUUUUUUUUUUUUUUCCUUGUAUUGAAAGUAUUUGAUGUAUUAAGUGCCUCUUUAAUAGCUUUGCACCUCCAGAUAUUAUCAUGAUGCGUCUUUAUAUUGAAAAUGGAAAACUGCUGUAUUCUUUUUCACGUUAGAAAUUUUUAUCCGAAAGUCAUUUAUAGCUGUACGUUUAAUCGAAAAAAGAAGAAAAAAAAAAUCACGGUAUUGUAUGUUUAAUAAAGUCUGUAAAAAAAAUUCUAUAAAA